This is a messenger RNA of Aspergillus nidulans FGSC A4, 1449 nucleotides long. RefSeq lists its product as uncharacterized. Bases 1 to 1449 code for a protein of 482 amino acids. The transcript has 2 exons. Gene Ontology annotation, molecular function: flavin adenine dinucleotide binding; FAD binding. The record is from RefSeq and is a predicted model, not a curated record. Lineage: Eukaryota; Fungi; Ascomycota; Eurotiomycetes; Eurotiales; Aspergillaceae.
AUGGCUACAGACUCCUCAACAGCAGGCCUCACCUCCAAACUGGCCCGUUUCUCCUCCCAACAUGAUGAUAUCAUCCUCCUAACGACCACCAUCGAAAGCGAAUCCUUCGAUACUCUCCGCCCCAUCUUCGUAAAUCCCCACGCGAGCCCACUUGCCAUAGUCCGCCCAUCCACCAUCGAAGCUGUCAGUGCCACAGUCUCCUUCCUAGCGUCGAACAAGAUUCCCUUUACCGUUCGCGUCGGUGGACAUGAUUUGCACGGCCGGAGUGUAGAGGAUGGCGGCGUAGUGCUGGAUCUACGACUACUCAACCAAGUCGUCAUCGACAAGAGCGGCAGUGAGGCUGUUGGUGGAAAGACAGCAACAGCAAGAAUCGGCGGCGGGGUCCUCAUCGGCGACCUGCUUUCUGCUCUGGAACCGCACGGCCUCGUCACUCCCGUCGGCACCGUCUCAGGUGUUGGCUAUCUAGGCUGGGCUAUGCAUGGCGGGUACGGGCCAUAUAGCUCUGGGUUUGGGGUGGGCAUUGAUCAGAUCGUCGCUGCAAAAGUUGUGGAUGCCACUGGACGUGUCGUUGACGCGGACGGGAAAUUGCUGAAGGCUAUUAAAGGAGCUGGAGGUGCAUUCGGGGUUGUUGUUGAGGCUGUGGUUCGAGUGUAUGAGCUGGACUCGAUUCUCGCCGGCACACUCAUCUUCAACUCGCAAGACCUUGCCACUACGAUCCGCACUUUCAACAAAGCCUACAAAGCCCUAGCGCUCACCGAGUCCAUUCCGUCAGCACUAAACAUUUUCUCCUGCAUCCUCUCCAGCCCUCAAACGCCGGCACCAAUCUUCAUCCUGCUGGUAAACUGGACCUCGCCCAAUCUAUCCGAAGGAAAGGAAUGGAUUGAGAAGAUAGCCACUCUGAUCCCCUCUGCGGCUGCAACACUGGCAGCAAACACAGUUCAAAAAAUCAAACCCAAACCCUUUAUUGAAGCAGUCUCAAAACUCGUCGCUCCUUCUGUGCAGGGUAGAAUGUACUCGGUAUCCUUUAGGGAAAUUACCGACGAAGUGGCGGGCGUGAUUGCGCAUUUCACCUCUGCCGAGAGGAUGCCGCGGGAUGAGGGCGUCCUACUUGAAAUUCAUGAGCUACGCGCUGUUUCGCCUUCUGCGAAUCCGAACACCAGCUCUGUAUUUAGUGCACGAGAGCCACAUUUUGUCGUCGCGGCCUGCGCAACUGCUGUGCAUGAGGAGAAUGUCGAGAAGGUCUUGAAAUGGGGAGAAGAGCUCCAGGUUGCACUGAAGAGGACGAAGAGAGAGAAUAUCCUGCCGACGUCGUACAUCUCUUUCAUAUCGAGGGAAGAGAUGGAAAGGGAUCAAGAGAGGAUUUUCGGAGGACAUCUGCCCUUCCUGAAAGAUUUGAAGAGGAGGCUUGAUCCAGAGAACGUGUUUAAAGCUGCAGUUUCUGGUCUAUGA